Molecule: messenger RNA, 1504 nt
Organism: Fragaria vesca subsp. vesca
Lineage: Eukaryota; Viridiplantae; Streptophyta; Magnoliopsida; Rosales; Rosaceae
Product: metallophosphoesterase 1-like
Exons: 3
Coding region: 301-1200 (299 amino acids)
Biological process (GO): GPI anchor biosynthetic process
Source: RefSeq, a predicted model, not a curated record
ACGACGACUGGGUCUCCACUCCCUCAUGCAGACCCGUACCCGAACCCGACCCGGCCCAUUCCCAGGCCCACCCGGACGACCUCAAGGUCAUGAUGGUCGCCAACCUCCUCCUCCUCGGCUCCCACUCCAGCUACCUCGACCUCCUCUUCCGCGACCACUUCGUCUCCAAGUUCUUCGCUGUAAGUAAAUUCCCCAUUCUACCCUCGCCAAUAUCCACAUAUUACAGACUGAGCCGGAUUACCUGAAAUCUGUUGUGAAAUCUGAAAAAACCAGAGAUCGUUCCGGACUCUGGGGCCGGACAUGCUUCUGGUCCUCGGCGACGUCUCGGCGCGUGGUCACCACUUGCCGAGGAGCGAGUACGCGUCGGUGAUCCGGCAGUUCCACCGCGUGCUCGGCCCGUUUCUGGACCUGCCGCUCCACGUGGCGCUCGGCGACCGCGACGUCGGGGAAUGCGGCGGCCUGAGCGAGGAGGCGGUGGGGUGGAUCGCGAGGAGGAUGCCGGGGCUGGACUCGGCCGGGUGCGGAGCCUUCGAGAUCGGCAACGUCAGCUUCGUGUCGCUAAACGCCGUCGCUUUGCUGUGUGGGAACAGCGGGCUGAGGUUUAGUGUGGAGAAGGCGGUGGAGAGAGAGAGCGUGGAUUUUCGAGUUGAAAAUGAGGCGGUGAGGGGUGGUGAGAGUGAGGUGGAGAGGAAGGAGGCGAGGGUUUAUGAGUUUGGGUGGAGAGAGAAUGCAAUGUCAGCUGGUUCUGGUCCGGUGGUUUUGCUUCACUUUCCGUUGAGCCGAAAUGUGACUCCUAGUUUCGGUGGGAGUAGUAACAUUUUCGACGGCAGGGAGGAUGUCGGGAGAGGGCCGUACGAUUUGUUACAGAAGCUACCACCAAAUGCUACUGAAUACAUAUUUCAAGCUCUCAAGCCAAGGAUUGUUUUCAGUGCCCACACUCAUGAAUUCUAUGAUCACUUCCAUCCAGAUGGAACCCGUGAGGUUACUGUUCCGGCCAUGACAUGGAAUGCAAGGAAUGAUCCUGGAUUUGUUAUUGCCAUUUUCCGAAGGAAUGGAGGUGCUGUAAGCAUCAGCUAUUGCUCUCUUGCUAGGGAAUCUCACGUACUUGUAGCCUAUGCAUUUCUUCUGAUUCUUUCGGUAUCAAUGCUGGCUUUCUCAAGCACGCCUAGUUUAAGAUCUUUGAAGACUAUGAUAUCCUGAUAUCUGUCCUACAAGUGUGUUGUGCAUUACUUUCCGUAGAAUUUUGUAUGUACAUUACUAUAGUCUUUGGGUGAGCGAAAAUCUCGCGUGGAUAUAGCUGUGUUAUUAAGUCAUAUACCAUAGUUGAAGAGGUGGAGGUACAUUGUGCUACUACUAGGAUGAGAAAAAGAAAGAAAAUAAUGGAAAUCUCCUAUCGCAGCCCCGUUUGGGUUGUUUUGAUAUCAUUUUGUUUCAUGGUGGGAAUGGAAGAAAUUUUUGAAGCUGCAGCUGUAGGUUGGCUCUGACUAAUUUGUUGUUUUUGAAU